Molecule: messenger RNA, 5013 nt
Organism: Labeo rohita (rohu)
Lineage: Eukaryota; Metazoa; Chordata; Actinopteri; Cypriniformes; Cyprinidae
Gene: appb
Product: amyloid beta (A4) precursor protein b
Biological process (GO): central nervous system development; axonogenesis
Cellular component (GO): membrane raft; early endosome; Golgi apparatus
Molecular function (GO): signaling receptor binding; heparin binding; transition metal ion binding
Source: RefSeq, a predicted model, not a curated record
GUUUCCUCGCUGACCACCUCCAAUCCACAACUCCACUCUCUUCCACACUUUCCAGACGUGUGGUCAGCUGACUUUCACUGGAGCAGCUGUGUGCAGUCGCGCAUUCUCACAAAGCACAACCAGCACAGACGACAGGGGAACACGGAGCUGAAAAUCGCGACAGAAAAACCCUGAUCCGCUCAGGACGUUUAUCCAUCAGGACGUGCUACAUUUGGGAACACGGCCAUGGGUAUGGACCGUACGGUAUCCCUGCUGUUAAUGCUGACGACUCUGUCGCUCGCCAUCGAGGUGCCAUCGGAUGACUCAGUGGGCUUGUUGGCGGAGCCCCAGGUGGCCAUGUUUUGUGGGAAACUCAACAUGCAUAUCAACAUCCAGAGUGGCAAGUGGGAGCCAGAUCCAACUGGCACCAAGAGCUGCAUCGGCACCAAAGAGGGCAUCCUUCAGUACUGCCAAGAGGUAUACCCAGAUCUCCAGAUCACUAACGUAGUGGAGGCCAACCAGCCCGUCAGCAUCCAGAACUGGUGCAAAACGGGUCGUCGCCAGUGCCGCAGUCACACGCGCAUUGUGGUUCCCUACCGCUGCCUGGUUGGCGAGUUUGUCAGCGAUGCCCUCCUUGUCCCAGAUAAGUGCAAGUUCCUGCACCAGGAGCGAAUGGACAUGUGUGAGAGUCAUCUGCACUGGCACACAGUGGCCAAAGAGUCCUGCGGUGAUCGUUCCAUGAAUCUCCACGACUACGGCAUGCUGCUGCCGUGCGGCAUCGACCGUUUCCGCGGAGUAGAGUUUGUAUGCUGCCCUAUGGAGGAGCAGAAGGAGUUAGACAGCGAGGAGCAGGAGGAGGCCAACUCAGAUGUGUGGUGGGGCGGCGCAGAAGCCGAGUACACGGACAGCAGUGUACUGAGAGAACAGGCUCCGACCAAACCUGAACCUGCUGUGACUGAGGAUGAUGAGGAUAUCAACAAUGAGGAAGAGGAAGUCUGGGACAACGACGAAGAUGGUGACGGUGAAGAUGAUGAAGAUGAGGAAGAUGACGAUGAAGACACAACUGAUGAACAAGACACCAGUGAGCAGACCUCCAAUGUUGCGAUGACCACCACCACCACUACCACAACAGAGUCUAUAGAGGAGGUUGUGCGAGCGGUAUGCUGGGCCCCUCCUAGGUCGGGGCCGUGCCAUGCCAAGCUAUCCCGCUGGUAUUUUGUGGCGCAGACGGGCCAAUGCGCCCCCUUCAUGUUUGGGGGCUGCGGGGGUAACCGCAAUAACUUUGAGUCUGAGGAGUACUGCAUGGCUGUCUGCAGCAGCAGUGCGUUGCCAACCAUGGCCCCGAGCCCUGCUGAUGCUGUGGAUCGUUACCUGGAAGCUCCAGGAGAUAUGAAUGAGCACACCCGCUUCCAAAAAGCAAAGGAGAGCCUGGAGGCUAAACACAGAGAGAAAAUGUCAGAGGUGAUGAGAGAAUGGGAGGAGGCAGAGAGACAGGCGAAGAACCUUCCUCGUGCUGAUAAAAAGACCAUCAUUCAGCGCUUCCAGGAGAAGGUGGAGGCGUUGGAGAAAGAAGCGGCCGGGGAGAGACAGCAGCUGGUAGAAACCCACAUGGCACGAGUGGAAGCUCUGCUGAAUGACCGUCGCCGCCAGGCACUGGAAAGCUACCUUAGCACUCUGCAAUCGGACCAGCCUCGGCCUCGGCAGGUGCUUAAUCUGUUGAAGAAGUACAUACGAGCGGAGCAGAAAGACAGGCAGCACACUCUCAAACACUUUGAGCAUGUGCGAGAGGUGGAUCCCAAGAAGGCAUCUCAGAUUCGACCAUUUGUGAUGACCCACCUGCGUGUGAUUGAAGAACGCAUGAACCAAUCCUUGGGGUAUCUCUACAAGGUGCCACAAGUGGCUAAUGAAAUCCAGGACCAAGUGGCAUUGCUUAUUCAGCGUGACCAGGCAGAAGUCACCCAACAGCUGUCGUCUCUUCAGAGUAAGAUGAGGGUGAGCUAUGGGAACGAUGCCCUGAUGCCCGACCUGCCUGACAGCACCACCCCCCUGGACAACCUGCCACCAGAGCAGGACGGCCUAGGGUUCAUCCACCCCGAAAGCUUUAACCAGGCCAACACUGACAACCAUGUUGAACCCGUAGAUGCCCGUCCAAUUCCAGAAAGGGGUCUGCCUACAAGACCCGAGAUUCCAAAGGUUCGGCUGGACAUUGAGGAAAGACACAAUGCUGGUUAUGAUGUUCGUGACAAGAGACUGAUGUUCCUUGCAGAAGACAUGGGCUCUAAUAAGGGGGCAAUAAUUGGACUGAUGGUGGGUGGAGUUGUCAUCGCAACUGUCAUCGUAAUCACUCUUGUUAUGCUAAGGAAGAAGCAGUACACUUCUAUUCACCAUGGAGUUAUUGAGGUGGAUGCAGCGGUUACCCCUGAGGAACGUCAUCUCACUAAGAUGCAGCAGAACGGCUAUGAAAACCCUACCUACAAGUUCUUUGAGCAGAUGCAGAACUAAAGAACCACUUCAGAUCCACACAUUCCCCAUCCCCACCGCCAACCAUCACCACCAUCAUCAACCACCCCACUGCAUCAGGACAGAGAAUACAGACUGAUCCCUCAUACACGCUAUCGGUCAGCUCUGUCACCAUGGAGAUGAGAGUGGCUUCCAUCACCUGACCAUUUCAUCCAAUCGAACAAGCGCUCACUCAGUUUGCACAGAAGAGUGAUGUGUCAUUGCUGCCCAUCCAGCCAUCUGUCAGUACGAUGGUCCAUCUGUCUGCUCCCAUGCCUGUCCAUCACAGCACUGUGCAGUGAAUGAGGCGUUCUUAUUGCCCAUGCUUUCCUUCUAACUUACCCAUCCACAUUUUUUUCUCUCUCUCUCGUCUCUCUCGAGCAUUUUUGUUCCCCUACAGAGCUUUGUUAAGCACUUAUGUCCCCUUCUCCUUUUUGUUUGCACGCUUCCUUCCUCCUUCUCCCUCCUUCCUUUUUCCUGGGCACUCAAAUGAUGCGGUGCUGUGUUUGGCUACACAAGGCUCCAACCGCAAACAACCAGAUGCCGAAUAAUGUAUUUAUCAUUAAACGUUCCAUUCAGGUUUUUUUCUGGAAAAAAAUGCCAAAAAUCAAAAAAAAAUUAACAAAAAAUCCAUACAUUUAAAAAAAAUGAAAAAAAAACAAAACAAAAACAUUAACAGAGAUAAGAAAUGAAUGUUUGUUUUUAUUUUGUGUGUAAUAUGUAUUGAAUUAAGGCAGAAACUAGCUGUAUCUAUAUAGUGCAUGGCAAUUUUAACAGAGAGAUGGUUUCUGGAUCCAGGCGCAUAUUUUGACCUCUCUCUCAUGUAGAGAUUUUAGCUGGAUUGUACAUUUUAUUGUCUUCUUGUGAUCACAUUUUAAAUAAGUGAAAAAAUCUGCUUGGCUACAUCGUCACAAGGACAUGCUUUAAUCCAAGUGUGCUUUUUCUUUCUUUUGGACCAUGCCACGCACACUUAAAUGGUUGCAUGGGGCUGGAAAAAGAUGUAUGUAUUGUAUUAUGAAGUGUAAUAUUAGCCCACGUUUUGGUUAGAUUUUUUUUCUUAAAGAAGUUAAUGGCCAGAACAAAAAAUUACAGAUAAUUUACUCACCUCUUGUCAUCCAAGAUGUUCGUGUUUUUCUUUCUUCAGUCGAUAAGAAAUUGUUUCUUGAAGGGAAAAAAAUCAGGAAUCAUCUCCAUAUAGUGGACUCAAGUGGUGCCCCUAAGUUUUAACUUCCAAAAUGUAGUUUAAAUGGAGCUUCAAAUGGCUCUAAAUGAACCCAGACGAGGAAUAAGGGUAUUAUAUAGCAAAACAAUCAGUCAUUUUCAAAACAAAUUGAAAAGUUAUAUACUUUUUAACCUCAAACGCUCGUCUUGUUUAAGUCUGCGUGAACUCUGAUUUGUUUUGUUUUUUUGUUUUUUGGGAACUCGGUUCAAUACGGUCAAUACAGUUAGGGUAUGUCAAAAAACUCCCAUCUCGUUUUCUUCUCUAACUUCAAAAUCAUCCUACAUCGCUGCAGAAGUACAAGUAGACAGACUACGCAUGCGCAUCGCAGAGACGAGACAGAUGUGCAUUUGAGAUUAAAAAUAUGUAAAUUGUCAAACUGUUUUGAAAAUGACCGAUAGUUUCGUUAGAUAAGACCCUACUUCCUAGGCUGGGAUCGUUUAGACCCAUCUGAAGCUGUAUUUAAACUGCAUUUUGGAAGUUCAAAUUUGGGGGCACCACUUGAGUCCACACCUGAAAUGUUUUCCUCAGUAAACAUAAUUUCUUAUGACAGAAGAAAGAAAGACAUGAACAUCUUGGAUGACAAGGGGGUGUGAAUUAGUAAAUUAUCUGUAAAUUUUAGUCUGGAAGUUUACUUCUCCUUAAGGGUCUAGGCCCUUUCUGCCUCAUGAAGUUUUAUUCCAUGUCGGGAUUUGGUACGGGGCCGGGAUUAGGGAAGGGAGGUAUGGAGCGGUGGUGGGAUUUUGCUUCAGAAAUAGCCACCAUUUUUGGAUUGUGUGAUUUUUGUCCCACUUUCCCCUCUUUGUAUUCCCCCCAGUGUCUGUGAUAUUCACGAACACAGUUUGGGACAGAAACACCUCACCUUCUCCCCCCUCUUUUAUUGUUUCACUGAAGUAUCUCAUAGCACCUUACAGGCCAGAGCAGGUAGGAAGGAACGGGUAACGUUAGAUAUGAAAUAUGAGUUCAUGCCAUACGGUCUGUUGAAAUGACCUCCUAAGAGUUAUGAUGUUGAAGGAAAUUGUGAACUGUUGUAAAAUACAUUGUAUGAGACACAGCCAUUUAAUGAUUCAAACAUUGUGCAGUUCUGUCACAGUGCACACUGCUCAUUACGUUCCUGUAUAGAAUUACCUUAGCUCUAAAAUCUGGUGUUGUGCUGAUUAGUAGAUACUCUGAGGUGAGUGUCUGUGGUCAGUAGGGAACAAAGAAAGCUCUUUCUGUGACAUUUCCUUCAGUAUCUAUUCAAACCAUUGGCUUAGAAGGGGAAAAGCUUUCUACAACACUGUAACCCAUGAAUAAAGUUUUGAAUGUACAUACAA